UUUCCUAUGAGUGCUAAUUAAGCUGCGAAAUCAAACACUCUUACCUCUGUUUUCUUUCGAAAAACCAACACCCACUCGUAAACACAAACUUGUAUUGUACCAACUGCUUCUUCAACCAUACUGCAUAUGGGGCUUUUACACUGGAGUUCGGCUCUACCAUCUUCAUCUUUUUGCAUGCAUGUUUUUUUCCUUCUCUGGUGCAGUGGCUUCUUAGUCACCUCCAUAGUUGGCGGGAAUAAUGAGACCAACCGGUUGGCGUUGCUUGAGUUCAAAGCCAAGAUCACACAUGAUCCUUUUGGGGUUAUGACAUCUUGGAAUCACAGCUUGCACUUUUGCAAAUGGCAAGGGGUUACUUGUGGUCGCCGACAUCAGAGGGUUACUGUGUUGGACCUACAAUCUUCAAAACUGGUAGGCUCUAUAUCACCAUAUAUUGCAAAUUUAAGUUUUUUGAGAAAUCUAACCCUUCAAAACAAUAGCUUUCACAAUGAAAUCCCUCCAGAAAUUGGCCAUUUGCAUAGAUUGCAAGUCUUACGAUUGGACAAUAACACACUUAGCGGCAAGAUUCCUAGCAACUUAUCCGGUUGUGCAAACCUCAUUGAAUUUCGAGUCAAUUACAACCUUUUGAUAGGAGAAAUCCCUACAACGCUUGGCACCUGGUUAAAGCUGAGAUACUUUGCUCUUUACAACAAUAAUAUGACAGGAAGUAUCCCGCCUUUUUUUGGAAACUUAUCAUCACUAGAAAAAUUUUCUCUAGUUUAUAAUAACUUUGGUGGGAAUAUCCCUGAAUCUUUUGGCCAAUUGACUAAGCUCACAUUCUUAUCUGUGAGUAAAAAUACGUUGUCUGGUGUAAUUCCUCCCUCAAUCUUCAAUCUGUCCUCAUUAACAAUCUUAAAUGUAGGAUUCAACAAAAUACAAGGGAGUCUUCCAUCAAACAUAAGUAUCACUUUACCAAAUAUUGAAAGAUUAGGCAUCGCUGAAAACCAAUUUACUGGAUCUAUCCCUGCUUCAAUAUCUAAUGCUUCAAAUCUAGAGAGAUUUGAAGUGUUUGAAAAUAAACUAGGUGGAAAAGUUCCUUCUUUGGAGAAGCUAAAUAGACUUUCAUUUUUUAUCAUUUCCAUGAACAAUCUUGGAAAUGGAGUGGCAAAUGACUUGAGUUUUCUUUGUUCUUUGACAAAUGCCACCAAUUUGGUUGCACUAGACAUAAGCAGCAAUAAUUUUGGGGGGGAGUUGCCCAAGUGCAUUGGAAAUUUCUCAACUACUCUUACCCUAUUAUUUCUAGAUAAUAUUAAAAUAACUGGAAAGAUUCCAACUGGGAUAGGAAACUUAAUCAACUUGGAGAGAUUAGAUAUGUGGAACAAUAAAUUAUCAGGUAAUAUUCCCUCUGAAAUUGGAAAUCUUCAGAAGUUACAAAUUUUGACAUUGAAUACAAACAAAUUCUCUGGCAACAUUCCAUCCUCUCUUGGAAAUUUAACAAGUGUGAUGAACUUGUAUCUAUAUAAAAAUCAUCUUCAAGGCAGCAUACCUUUGAGUCUAAAUCGAUGCCAAGAUUUGAUAAUUUUGAAUGUCAAUAAUAACAAUCUCAGUGGUUCAAUAACUCCACUAGUCAUUGGUCUCUCUUUCUCAACAAUUCUCCUAGAUCUUUCUGGCAACAAGUUUACCGGAGUCAUUCCCAUGGAAAUAGGAAAUUUAAAAAAUCUAGAAAAAUUGGAUAUUUCUGAAAACAUGUUGUUUGGCAAAAUUUCAGAAAGUCUUGGAAGCUGUGUAAAGUUGGAAUAUCUAGGUAUGGGAAGAAACCUCUUCCAAGGGAUCAUUCCUCCAUCUUUGGAAUUAUUAAGAGGUCUUCAAUAUCUAGAUCUUUCUAACAAUAAUUUGUCUGGCCAAAUUCCAAAAUUUCUAGAGCUCUUUCCUUACUUGCAAUUUUUGAAUUUGUCUUACAACCAGUUUGAGGGUGAGGUACCAAUAGAUGGAGUUUUUAAGAACACAAGUGCAACAUUCAUUAAGGGAAAUGGUAAGCUCUGUGGGGGUAUACCUAGGUUUCAGCUUCCUGUAUGCAAAUAUGAAAAAUCCAAGAAGAGGGAGUUGAGCCUAAAAUUGAAGUUAAUAAUCGCUAUAUUUUCUGGGCUUGUUGGAGUAACCUUGGUUAUAUCACUUCUAGUUCUUUGUUGCAUAAGAAAGGAAAAAAAAGAAAAUUCCUUAAGGGACACAAGAAAUUUUCUUUUGAAUCUAUCUUACCAAAGUCUCCUAAAUGCUACCAAUGGAUUCUCCUCUACCAAUUUAAUUGGUGUGGGUGGUUUUGGCUCAGUUUAUAAAGGAAGUCUUGAUCAUGGUAGACAUAUAGUUGCUGUCAAGGUGCUCAACCUUAUGCAUCAAGGAGCUUCAAAAAGUUUCCUAGCUGAGUGUGAGGCUCUGCGAAACAUUAGACAUCGUAAUUUUGUAAAGGUGAUCACAGCAUGUUCUAGUAUUGACUAUCAAGGUAAUGAUUUCAAGGCUUUGGUAUAUGAGUUCAUGGGAAAUGGCAACCUAGAUGAAUGGUUGCAUCCAACUCAUAGUCAAAAUGAGGCACUUGGGGAGCAAAGGAAUUUGAGUCUUCUUCAAAGAUUGAAUAUUGCUAUUGAUAUUGCUAAUGCAUUAGAUUACCUUCAUUGUCAUUGCCCAACACCAAUCAUUCACUGUGAUCUUAAGCCCAGCAAUGUUCUUCUUGAUGAUGAUAUGGUUGGACAUGUUGGUGACUUUGGCUUAGCAAGAUUCCUUCUUGAUGUUACACAAGACCAUUCUACUAAUCAAUCAAGCUCUAUUGGCGUAAGAGGAACAAUUGGUUAUACUCCUCCAGAAUAUGGCAUGGGAAACGAGGUGUCAACAUAUGGCGAUGUCCAUAGUUACGGCAUAUUAUUGUUAGAGAUGUUUACAGGAAAAAGGCCUACUGAUAUUAUUUUACAAGACAGCUUAAACCUUCAUGACUUUGUUAAAACUACUUUACUGAAACCAACAAUUGACAUUAUAGAUCCAAUCCUUCUUUGGGAAAGAGAAGAUGGGGAGACAAGGAUGAACGUCAUUACUUGCAAUGAGGGUCAAAAUGGAAGUCAAACAAGUCAAGAAUGUGUGAUUUUGAUACUUGAAAUUGGAGUUGCUUGUUCGGUCGAAUUUCCAAGAGAAAGAAUGAACAUGGAUGCUGUUAUAGUUGAGCUACAUACAAUUCGACAAAAGCUUCUUGGAACUAAUAUGCGCAAAUAAAGGCUUCAAGCCACAGGUGCACAAAGAUGAUAGCUUGUUAUCAAGGUUGUCAUCAUGAUCUUCUAAGUUUAUGAAAUAUAUAAAAUUGGAGCAAAUAAUCAAUCUUGUAGCUUCUCUAU
Molecule: messenger RNA, 3350 nt
Organism: Quercus lobata
Lineage: Eukaryota; Viridiplantae; Streptophyta; Magnoliopsida; Fagales; Fagaceae
Product: probable LRR receptor-like serine/threonine-protein kinase At3g47570
Exons: 3
Coding region: 127-3231 (1034 amino acids)
Biological process (GO): protein phosphorylation
Molecular function (GO): ATP binding; protein binding; protein kinase activity
Source: RefSeq, a predicted model, not a curated record